CCUUUCAGGGCGCAGUCAGCGAACACGGGCUCGCGUAUAGAUACCAAUCGUAGAGAGGAUCCAGCGAGUCCGCAAUGAGAUCAUGAGCUGAUAUACUGAAUUAUCGUCAUCAUUUUCGUAGGACUUUAUAUUUUUCGCUCGAAUAUAAGUAUAAUGCAUCAUCGUAAUAAUAAACAAUAUUUCCAUUCCUCUUCCUCCAGUCCUAUUGAUAUCAGUUCAAAGUUGUCAAGCAAGACUGAAAAUAUUACUUCACUUAUACCAACCAACCAUUCUACUUUAGCGAUCAUUUCUAUACUAUUCCUCCAUAAUGUAUAAACAAACCAUCUUGACCUCGGUCCUCUCUCUUCUCUCUCCCGCUCUAGCUCUCCCCCUUGAGCCCCGAGAUACUCCCGAAUUCACAAUCACUAGUCUUGGCGCUACCUUUCCGUAUCCCGGAGUCUACGGAGUCGACUCCGUUAAUUCAUUCGUCAAUGUCGCCGUAACUUACCCGGACGCCUCAUCAACUAGCGACGCCACCCUCAACACCACCUGUAGAGUUGAUUGGCCGGCCGGCACCAACCCGGGCCCAACGGAGUGGACUGCGUGCGCCAAUCCGGCGUUGCAAUUCCGUCUGCCAGCCGACGGGUGGACCGCCACCACAAACUUCCGCGUCGAGUUAUUUGAGGAGCUCGCUUCUAACGGCGCCGGUCUGUAUGCCACACACAUCCUCACGUCCAACCCCGGGAACUCAAGCGACCCGAAUGCAUACAUGUUCUGUCUCCAGAUGGGCAAAUUCAACCCCUUAACUUGCACCCUAACUGGUCCGUGGGGCCAGUCGCCGAGGACUGUGGUCAUGUCUACCACUAACGAGAACGGAAGGCCGAAUUAGAGCAUUAGACAUAGAGCUUACUCUUAGACAGUCGGGAUACGGCUAGAAAAGGAUAGACUGGGGCUUCUUUUUAAAACGG
This is a messenger RNA of Daldinia decipiens, 947 nucleotides long. RefSeq lists its product as uncharacterized. The record is from RefSeq and is a predicted model, not a curated record. The transcript is spliced from 2 exons. Lineage: Eukaryota; Fungi; Ascomycota; Sordariomycetes; Xylariales; Hypoxylaceae. The coding region runs from base 308 to 868 and encodes 186 amino acids.